Microthlaspi erraticum is the source of this 1620-nucleotide messenger RNA. The record is from the annotation of a GenBank genome assembly. NCBI's taxonomy places the organism in Eukaryota, Viridiplantae, Streptophyta, Magnoliopsida, Brassicales, Brassicaceae.
AUGGGAGUGAUAUUGGACUCAUGGUGCUUUUGCAAAGGAGUAGGCAAAAGCGAGAAGAUGAAAGGUUCCAUUUUCUCCGGCAAAGCUCCGUCCAUGGCUCGAAUCUCCGUCUCCGGACCCAAUGGUGUUACUUCCGGUACCGGAUUCCUCAUUCACCGGAAUCUUCUCCUCACCACUCACCUCAAUCUCCCUUCCAUCUCCGCCACCGAAACCGCCGAGGUCCGCCUCCAGAACGGUCUCUCCGCCGCUCUCUUCCCUCACAGGUUCUUCAUCACAAGUUCGGUUAUUGAUCUAACCAUAGUUGGUUUAGACCUUGUUGAUGGAGACUCAACUUCUCAGGCUCAAACCCAACAGCCACAUUAUCUAAAGACAUGUUCCAAACCAAACCUGGAUCUUGGAAGCGUAGUGUACCUCUUAGGCUACGCCUCUCAGAACGAGCUCAAGAUCGGCGAGGGGAAGUUAGUGGUAGCUACAGACAAUCUCAUCAAACUCUCCACCGAUGACAUGUCAUGGAGUCCUGGAUCUGCUGGAUUCGAUGUUCAAGGGAAUCUCGCAUUCAUGAUCUGCGAUCCCAGGAAGCUAGCCACGUCACCAGCGUCAACCUCCACAUCUUCCUCUUCGUCACUGAAGAGAGAUAACAACAACAAGGCACUGAUGAUGCAGUUUGGUAUACCGAUGCCAGUGAUCUGCGACUGGCUGAAUCAGCAUUGGGAAGGUGGUUUGGAUGAGCACACGACGACGAAACCGAAGCUGCCUCUCAUUCGGUUAAUGUCUUCCGGUCAGAAGAGCGAGCGUUCUUGUCCUUCUUUCACCAUGCGGAGUGUUUUCAAGCCAACCGACUCUGCUGACGUUGGAACAACACCAUCUUCACCCAACACUAGAGAUCAAAGCUCUUCCAUCGCCGCCGCUGAGGAAGAAGAAACCUCCAAAAACAAUCCUACUCAUGCACAGGGAAUCCCAACGCCUGAGAUAUAUGAAUCUCCAAAGCUAACUUCAGGUCCUUUGAGAAAAGAAGCAGCUCAAGUACAUCUUUUGGAUAUCAACUUCCCUCCACGAAUACCUAAAGUUACAUCACUUCUUCCUCAGCUCAACUCUCAGGUGGUGGAAGAGGCUGAGAUUGCUUCCGAGGGAUCAGAUGCGCAGAUUGCUUCAACAGGCUCGGUCAACGGUGCUCUCAGCGAGGUUAUCUCAAGCUCGCCGCCACCAGAAGCUCAUCACUAUGUAUAUAACAACCAAUAUCAUGGAUACAGCAGCGAGGAAGAGACAAUGUACUCUGCUGAAACAGCUGAGAGCAGAAACUACCCAACUCCUCCGAGGAAAAGCGAGUUUCAUCACGAGAGAGUUGGGAGGAGCCAGAGCUGUGUGAGCUCCAGUAGAUGGGGGACACCUCAGAAGAGUCUGAGCGGUAGAAGAGAAAUGCUGGAGAAACAGAGAAGCUUUGUUCAUGGGAAGAAGAUGAUGAUGCACUCACAAGGAGCAACCUCGCAGAGGAGUAAUGACUAUUACAGCCCAACGGUCUCAUCAACCAUGAAGAAGAGGAAUAAUAGUUCAGAGAAACCGGUUUUUAAACCUGUGCCUAGACCUAAAGCUGUUAGUUCUUCUCCGAGAUGGAUGUUCUGA